AUGGGACAUAAGCCGCUACCAUUAUUUCUUAUUGAACUGGCUCCUCAAGAUAACAACAAAAGUAUAUAUGAGAUUAAAACACUGCUUAGUACAAUAGUUAAAGUUGAACCACCAAGAACUAAAACAGAAAUACCUCAAUGCAUAAGAUGUAAAGCCUACGGGCACACUAAAAAUUACUGUAACAGAGAUCCUGCAUGUGUAAAAUGUGCAAAAAACCAUUUAACAGCGCUCUGUCCUCAUGAGGGCAAAAUAGAAAAAGUCAUAUGUGUAAACUGCAAUGCGGCUUGGAACAGCAACGGAUUACAACAACGAAUUCAAGAAACCAAAGCAUUCAUAUACACGCAUGAUAUAGACAUUCUACUCGUAUCUGAAACUCAUCUCACAGACAAAAAUUACAUAAAUAUUCCACACUACACCAUGUAUGACACCAAACAUCCUUCAGGUAAAGCGCAAGGUGGAACUGCUAUAAUUAUUAAGAGCGAGAUAAAACAUCAUCUACACAGUAAAACAGAAAACGAUUACCUUCAAGCCACCACAAUUACACUAAAAACACAAGGUAAUUCAAUUAAACUAUCGGCUAUCUACGCAUCGCCAAAAUUUAAAAUUACAAUCGACCAAUGGAAUAGCUUCUUUAAGGAAUUAGGUAAUAAAUUUAUAGUAGCUGGUGACUUCAACGCCAAACAUCCAUAUUGGGGAUCAAAAACCACUUCACCGAGAGAUAAAAUCUUAAACUCUUACAUAACGAACGCAAACCUAAAUAUCCUCACGACAGGUGAACCAACAUACUGGCCAUCAGCUUCUAAUAAAACCCCCGAYUUAAUAGACUUCGGCAUYCURAAARGCCUAAACCUAAUGCACUUCAAAACCAAAUCAUUAUUGGAUCUCAGUUCAGACCAUUCUCCUAUUAUAAUAACAUAUCAGAGCAAACCCUUACUAUACAAAAAAUCACCAACGCUAUGCAAUGGUAGCACAAAUUGGAUGAUUUUUAAAGAAACAUUUGAAUCAAAAUUAAACUGUAACAUCCCGCUCAAGACCUCUUCUCAAAUAGAUAAUGCAGUCAAUAACCUUACAGAUACAAUUCAAGAAGCAGCGUGGGCAUCUACAUCCCAAAAAGUUACUUCCAGAGAUUUUCCAACAUAUCCCAGCAAUAUUUUGCAUAAAAUAAAAAUAAAAAGUCAAGUCAAAGCUAGGUGGCAGAAAAACCAAACAAAGAGCAAUAAGAGACUACUAAAUAAAGUAACCAAAGACGUUAAGCAGAGUUUACGGGAUUAUAACAACGCCGAAUUUGAAAAAUACCUCAUUUCAAUUUCACCUCACGAGGAUACAAACUACUGUCUCUGGAAAACAACAAAGARGUUCAAAAGACCAAUAAAAUCAAUMCCAGCCAUAAGAAAUAUUGACGGCUCAUGGGCGAAAAGCACAGAAAAACAAGCGGAAACAUUCGCAAUAAACCUUGAAAAAAUAUUCACA
Polistes canadensis is the source of this 1470-nucleotide messenger RNA. RefSeq names its product RNA-directed DNA polymerase from mobile element jockey-like. Gene Ontology annotation, molecular function: catalytic activity. The record is from RefSeq and is a predicted model, not a curated record. NCBI's taxonomy places the organism in Eukaryota, Metazoa, Arthropoda, Insecta, Hymenoptera, Vespidae. The annotation marks the transcript as partial. The transcript is spliced from 3 exons.